UGAAGCAUAGGAUCCCAAGUGGCUAUCUCCAAAUCAGACACACUUUUGGGGUGGGUUAUUUUGGAGAUCAGCUCGCUGCUCCGUUUCAUUCUGAUGGUCGGCGUGGCUCAGGAUGACCUGCUAGCCAGAGGUGCUUACUGGUAGCUCAUUUUUCCCCCCAUUUUCCUUUUUGAACUGAUACAUCUGAGCUAGCUGCGUAUAGGCGAUUCCGGGCAGAGUUAAUAAGCGGUAGUUGGGAGAAGAGAGUCCGCCGAGCCAUUCAGUGAGACUGCCUUAAAUCUUUCUGGGUGAGGGUUGCUGGCUUCUGCUUUGGUAUAGAAGGCUGCUCCAGCUGAAGAAAAGGAGGAGAAAGGAAAAAGAAACAAUGGGGUUGCCUCUGCCUGGGAAUAGCAAACCUUUCAUCCAGCUCUGGAACAGGCUCAGACACAAGUUACAAGGCAAAAAAUACUGGGCUCGGCGUCUGGAUGAAAUCCACCUGCUGCAGCAGAAAAGAAUCUGGGAGUCUCCACUUCUCCAGGCUGCCAAGGAGAACGAUCUCCGGGCCAUCAAGAAACUGAUCUCUGAUGGCACCUGCGAUGUCUAUCAAAGAGGUGCAGUGGGAGAAACAGCUCUUCAUGUGGCUGUCUUGUAUGAUAAUAUGGAGGCUGCUCAGGCUCUGAUGGAGGCAGCUCCAGAACUUGUUAAUGAGAGGAUGACAUCGGAGCUAUAUGAAGGGCAGACAGCUCUCCAUAUCGCCGCAGUGAAUCAGAACAUUAAUCUGGUGAAGGCUUUGCUCAAGAAGGGGGCCAAUGUCUCCAGCCCACGGGCCACUGGACUCUUCUUCAGGCGCAGCGCCCAUAAUCUUAUCUACUUUGGGGAGCAUGUUCUAUCAUUUGCUGCCUGCAUGGGGAGUGAGGAGAUCGUCCGGUUGCUCAUUGAAAAUGGAGCUGACAUCAGAGCACAAGACUCUCUGGGGAACACUAUUCUCCACAUCCUGGUUCUCCAGCCCAACAAGACUUUUGCCUGUCAGAUGUACAACCUGCUUCUCUCCUAUGACAAGAGUGAUGAGAGUCUGGGAACCCUGGACUCAAUCCCAAACAAUGAGGGGCUCACUCCAUUCAAACUGGCUGGAGUGGAAGGCAACACCGUGAUGUUUCAGCACCUCAUGCAGAAGCGAAAGCACACUCUGUGGACUUUUGGCCCCGUGACUUCUGUCCUCUAUGACCUCACAGAAAUUGACUCCUGGGGUGAAGAUCAGUCCUUCCUGGAGCUUGUUGUCUCAACCAAGAAGAGAGAGGCCCGUCAGAUUUUAGAUCUGACACCUGUGAAGGAGCUGGUGAGCCUGAAAUGGAAUAUGUAUGGACAUCCCUAUUUCUGUUUCCUGGCCUUGUUCUACGUGCUGUACAUGAUUUGCUUUACCAUGUGCUGUGUUUACCGACCUCUGAAAGCUCGAUCAGAAAACAAAACGAAUAACAGAGACAACACCAUCUAUAUCCAGAAAAUGCUGCAGGAAUCCUAUGUGACAUAUGAGGAUGAACUCAGGCUGGUCGGGGAGCUGAUCACAGUAAUUGGAGCUGUAGUGAUAUUGAUCCUGGAGAUUCCAGAUAUCCUUAGAGUUGGCGCCACCAAGUACUUCGGACAAACCAUCCUGGGAGGACCAUUCCACGUCAUCAUCAUCACCUAUGCCUGUAUGAUCCUGGUGACCAUGGUGAUGCGUCUCACCAGCACCACUGGAGAGGUGGUUCCCAUGUCCUUUGCCCUGGUGCUGGGCUGGUGCAACGUCAUGUACUUCGCACGAGGCUUUCAGAUGCUGGGACCCUUCACCAUCAUGAUUCAGAAGAUGAUAUUUGGAGACCUCAUGCGCUUCUGUUGGCUCAUGGCGGUGGUGAUACUUGGCUUUUCAUCAGCCUUUUACAUAAUCUUCCAGACAGAGAACCCCACAGAGCUGGGCCAGUUCUACAGCUAUCCCAUGUCUCUGUUCACCACCUUUGAGCUCUUCCUCACCAUCAUUGACGGGCCUGCCAACUACAGCGUGGACCUGCCCUUCAUGUACAGUGUGGUGUACUUUGCCUUUGCCGUCAUCGCCACCCUCCUCAUGCUCAACCUGCUCAUCGCCAUGAUGGGCGACACCCACUGGCGCGUGGCCCACGAGCGGGAUGAGCUUUGGAGAGCACAGGUUGUUGCCACUACUGUCAUGCUGGAACGGAAACUUCCACGAUGCCUCUGGCCUCGCUCUGGGAUCUGUGGACGGGAGUAUGGACUGGGGGACAGGUGGUAUCUUAGGGUAGAAGACAGGGUUGAUCCCAACAAGCAAAAGAUGCAUCGUUACACAGAAGCAUUUAAGACCCAGGAUAAGGAGGACUUUGACAAACAGUCAGAGAAGCUGGAUGGGGACAAGAAGGACCUAGCACCAGUUGCUCCUUCAGUGUCCCGGAGCACAUCCCAGAGCAGUUCCCACCGUGGCUGGGAGAUCCUGAGGCGUACCACCUUCAGACAACUUCAAGGGGAAGUCAACCAUGCCAUGGAAGAAGAGGAGGUCUACCAUGUCUGAGACACAUCUCUCCUGACUCCACAAUGUGGAUGCCCUCUGCUGAAGCAUCCAGGUGCUAGUGGAAACUCCAGUAUGGACACUACACUCCAUAGCUAUUAAGAGCUCUCCAGAUGCAACAGGAAUGCUCCGUGCUGCAGGAUGGACACGGUGUCCAAGUCUCCUCUCCCCGUCUUCCAUGUGCCCUUGUUGCUGUGUUGGCUAGGAGCUGAGUUGAGGAGUUUGGUGUUUGUCCAGCUCUGUAACUCUGUAC
Messenger RNA from Mauremys reevesii (Reeves's turtle), 2780 nucleotides. RefSeq names its product transient receptor potential cation channel subfamily V member 6-like. The transcript is spliced from 15 exons. The coding region runs from base 365 to 2530 and encodes 721 amino acids. Gene Ontology annotation, molecular function: protein binding; calcium channel activity. Gene Ontology annotation, biological process: calcium ion import across plasma membrane. The record is from RefSeq and is a predicted model, not a curated record. Gene Ontology annotation, cellular component: membrane. NCBI's taxonomy places the organism in Eukaryota, Metazoa, Chordata, Testudines, Geoemydidae.